This is a messenger RNA of Epinephelus fuscoguttatus (brown-marbled grouper), 1720 nucleotides long. Its product is annotated as lysophosphatidic acid receptor 6-like. Gene Ontology annotation, cellular component: membrane. Gene Ontology annotation, biological process: G protein-coupled receptor signaling pathway; behavioral response to pain. Gene Ontology annotation, molecular function: G protein-coupled receptor activity. The coding region runs from base 197 to 1189 and encodes 330 amino acids. Lineage: Eukaryota; Metazoa; Chordata; Actinopteri; Perciformes; Serranidae. The transcript has 2 exons. The record is from RefSeq and is a predicted model, not a curated record.
AAUCUCAACAAAAGUUCAUGAGCUCCAGUGAAUAUGAAUGUACUGCAGAGGAACAGCAUUAUAUCGUUUCACUCCAGGAAAGGCAAGUGAACAUGUUCCUUCCUCCCACCUUAUGUUCACUUCAACCAACUUAAUUUCUUCCAGAUGAGAGCGACACAGUGAUUUAAAGUGUUGGAGCAGCAAAUUAUUUUGGGACAUGGAGCUGUGGAACAUGACUGAUGUGCCAGGCAAGCAGUUCUCAACUCUGUCUAACUGCACUGUGGACACCAGCUACCGCUUCACCUUCUAUCAGGUGUCCUAUGGUGUCAUCUUCCUGCUGGGGUUGACCACCAACAGCCUGGCUCUGCGCAGACUGUGUUUAUCUCCCUGCACCAUGAACAGCACAGCCAUUUACAUGGUCAGCCUGUCAGCUGCCGAUUUGUUUUUUGUAAUCUCUCUGCCCCUGAGAAUUUACUACUACCACCAGAAGGCCAGAGCUCUGUCCUUCAAGACAGGAGACCCGUCCAGUUGGACUCCUGGAGCGGCAUACUGCCACCUCACCUUCACCCUCAAAUACAUCAGCCUGUAUGGGGGCAUCUUCUUCCUGGUCUGCAUUGCUGUGGACCGCUACUUUGCUGUAGUGCACCCGCUGGCCUCAACACUCCGCAGGCUGCGAGCAGCACAGCUGGUGAGUGGGGGGAUCUGGUGCCUGGUGCUGGGGCUCAGUGUGAGCCUGCCUCUGCUGCGCUCUGCAGCCGCUCGCCAACACCAGCCCUGUCUGCUGGACCCAUCCUCACAACGCCACCGCACCAUCAUCCUGGUAGCUCUGGGCUUAGUCAUAGGGUCGUUUCUGCUGCCCACUAUGCUACUUCUCUGCAGCUACUGCAGAGUGCUCAGUGUGCUUCGCCAGCCAAGACACCGCUCCCGCAGCCAGCGCCGCAGCCGUCAGCACACUCUCACAGUUAUUUACUGGGUGCUAGGAAUCUUUCUGCUGUGCUUUGUCCCAUAUCACAUCAACCUCCUGGGAUACACCCUCACACAUGUGGGGCUGCUGCCCCACUGUGGCCUGGCCAAGGUGACCAAGGCUGUGCACCCUGUGGUGCUAUCAUUAGCGAGCUCCAAUUGCUGCCUCAACCCACUCAUCUACUAUUUCUCCAGCAGCCUGAUGCACAGGGAGGCGCCUGGUGGUGGAGGCAGUGGCAGCCAGUGACACAGAUCAUUUAACACAACUGAAAUGGUAUUUCUCCUUUUUAUCUUGAGAUGACUUCUUUGCUAGACAGAUUCAUACAGUUGACCAGGACCCUUUCUAUUCAUGUGCAUUUCUUUAGAGGUUAAACUGAAGCUAGCUCUGCAUUUAUUUCAUAUGUAAACUGUAUUUUUGGCAGGAAUUGCAAUGUUGGACAGGUUUGAAAUCACAGCAGGUGAUCAGCACAGAGUGCAGCACCUCUGCAGCAGUCUGGGGUUCAGUGCCAUGCUGAGAAGCACAUUGUCAGCUCAGUUAUUUUGUUCAGUAUGUUUUGACGGUCCAACUAUAUUGUGUUUGUAUAAUACUGAAAUGCAUUCAAAUUUUUCAUAUGUAGUGAACUGAAUUUGUGAACAACCUGCCUCAUUUCACAAACAUGCUGAUCAAACAUUAUGGAGUAGUCAUAUGUGUUAUAUGAGAUAUGCUAUUCUUAAACUAGUAAUAAUUAAUACAUUUAAACAAACUGCUGAAUUCCUUUUCUUUUCUUGGGACAAUAAA